ACCAGGAUUAGGGUGGAGUGAUAUUCUUUUCUAGAUAUGUGAUAUAACCAUUGAUACCAGUAAUAAUGUCGGAAAAAGUGUCUGGCAUACCAGUUAAACGAAAUCCUUCAACACCAAAUAGCCCGAAAAAGAAAGAGGGUCCUGUAAGAUCCUUAAUCAGUGAAAAAGAACACGUUUUAGAAAAAUCACAAUAUCCCCAAAUGGAUAAAUCAGGUGAAAUCUCUCAAUCAUCCGUUAGUGAUGGGAGUAAGAAAAGUGAUGAUGUUCUAAAAACAACAUUCACUACAAAAGAAAAUGAUCAUCCAAGAAAUGAGAAUCUGCUCUACUUUACGAUGUUGGCUGUUGUCACUGUUUUGGCAUUUUUCACAAGAUUUUACAACAUCGAAAUACCUGCAUGGAUUUGUUGGGAUGAAACUCAUUUUGGAAAGAUGGGUAGCUGGUAUAUAAACCAUUCAUUCUUCUUCGAUGUUCACCCUCCACUUGGAAAGAUGCUAAUAGGUAUGUCAGGAUACCUGAGUGGUUACGAUGGAGAAUUUCCCUUUAACAAACCAGGUGACGAAUAUGGGGACGUGCAAUAUGUGGGCAUGAGAAUGUUCUGUGCAACUCUCGGUGCCGCUUUGGUUCCGCUGGUGUUUAUGUCCACUUGGCUCCUGUGCCGGUCCACCACUGCUGCUCUGUUUGCUGCAGCAUUCGUCCUCUUUGACACUGGUGUGAACACUCUAUCCAGAUACAUCCUUCUUGACCCCAUUCUCAUGUUCUUCAUCAUGGCAUCUACAUACGCACUGCUAAAAUUCCUCUCAUUACGAGACAGACCAUUUACAUUUAUAUGGUGGUUAUGGUUGAGUAUGACGGGCAUCUUCCUGUCGUGCUCUAUAGGGGUAAAGUUUGUUGGCUUGUUUGUCAUCCUGCUGGCUGGUUACAGCACUGUUGAUGAUCUCUGGAGGUUGUUAGGCAACCAAAACUUAUCCAUGGUUUUUAUUGUGAAGCAUUUCCUUGCCCGAGCCUUGUGCCUGAUAGGCUUGCCUGUUAUCUGUUAUAUGCUGAUCUUUGCCGUACAUUUCAAGGUGCUCUAUAAAACGGGAGGUGGAGACGGGUUCUACAGCUCCCAGUUCCAGUCACAGCUCGAGGGCAACAGAUUACACAACGUCAGCAUGCCUGACAGGCUGGCGUAUGGCAGUGUGUUUUCUCUGAAGCAGCAGAGGACUGGUGGGGCGUACCUCCACUCCCACUGGCAUCUCUACCCUGAGGAACACCCACCAAGGCAACAACAGGUGACGACGUAUAGCCACAAGGAUGAGAACAACAUGUGGCGAGUGAAGCCAGCAAUCGAGGAGGCUGAUGUCAAGGGUCCACCGGUCAUUGUGAGAAACGGAGACCUCGUCAGGCUUGAACAUGUUGGUACCCGACGUAACCUGCACACCCAUAGAGAGCCAGCACCAUUAACACCGAGACACUUUCAACUGACAGGAUAUGGUCAGGAUGGUGUUGGUGAUGCCAACGAUGUGUGGCAGAUCCAGGUGCCCGGGGCGGAGGAGGGCUCAGAGUUGAUGGCUGUGAGGUCAAAGUUGAGGCUCGUCCACUACUAUGUAAGAUGUGCCCUACACUCGCAUGACAAGAAACUGCCAAAAUGGGGCUGGGAGCAGCUAGAGGCCACAUGUAAUCCCAAUACGAAGGACCCUAAAACCCUCUGGAGCGUCGAAGAAGUCAUUGACCCCAGAUUGCCAAAUGUGAGUUUCGAGGUCUACCAUCCUUCCUUCCUGGACAAAUUUCUCGAGAGCCAUGCUGUAAUGACCCAGGGUAACUCUGGUCUCAAACCAAAGGAAGGGGAGGUAACCUCCAGACCCUGGCAGUGGCCCAUCAAUAUCAGGGGUCAGAUAUUUUCUGGCAUGCACCACAAGGUCAUACUGCUGGGAAACCCAGUCCUCUGGUUUGGCGUACAUGCUCUGAUGGUUCUCUUCCUCAUCCUUUAUGCCGUGCAUGCAUUCAGACUACAGAGGGGUGCCAAAAUGUCUCAGAUGUAUCUUGAGUUCAGUGAGUGUAUGUUUGGAGCAUGUUGGUGGUUGAUGGCAGCCUGGGCCCUCCACUAUUUGCCAUUCUGGCCAAUGACCCGUGUCCUGUACUUCCACCAUUAUUUCCCAGCAUUCCUCUACAGCUGCAUGCUCGCAGGUGUGGUUGUGGACUACAUGAUAAAGCUGGUGUGUCUGGUGGCCCCACCCUCCCUGUCUGUCACUCUGUUCCAUAUUGCGGUUGGGCUGGUCCUCUCUGCAACCUCAUACAGUUUUUACCUGUUUCACCCUCUUACAUUCGGCAUGGGACCUGGCAGUUCCCAAGAAGAAGGCCACAUCAUGCAUGGUCUGCGUUGGCUUGACUCUUGGGAGUUUUAGACAUACCAGUUCCCAAGAAGAAGGCCACAUCAUGUAUGGAGGUGUUAAUUGAGUCUUCAGAGUAUUAGACAUACCAGUUCUCGUCACCUGGCAGUUCCCGAGAAGAGGGCCACAUCAUGUAUGGUUUGGGUUUACUUGACUCUUGGGAGUUUUAGACAUACCAGUUGUUAUCAUGAUGUUGUUGUUCUUAAAACCUCUUGAAGAGUAAAAACUGAACGAUAUGAAUAAAUCAUGAACCUUCGUUACUCUUCAUGUACUGUAGUUAAUUAAUUUACCUAGUUUUAUAGUCGAUUCCCUGUGGCAAUAACUUGAAUCUCAUUUUGUAUGUUUAUUGAAUAGAGAAAAACAACAACAAACAUUGUGCUUGUUAUGUUAUUGGAUACCAUUACUGUAAUGAUUACAUGUAUACACACUAUAUUUAGAUAGCGCUUAUUUAUUUGGGGUGCAUUUUGAGGGUUUUGUUCAGACACAAAUGAUAAUAUAUUUUACAUCAUAAAUGAUGUAUGUUUUGUUUUUUCAUAAUUGUUAUUACAAUUUACAAUUUAUCAUAUUUUUUAUUAUGCAUUUAUAUAACAUAGAAUACAUCUACACAUAUAUUGCCAGACUAUAUUUGACUGGUAUUAGAACUGUUUUUUGCAUUUUUACUUGCUUGAAACCUUUAAACAUUGAAAGCUUUAAAUGAAAUUGUGUUCAGGAUUAAUGUACAUGGUAUUAAGUAAAUGCCACAGCAGUUUAUAUAGACUAGUCAAAGUUGUUUUUCAUGUCAAUGUUCUUAGUCGCAUUUUUCUAGCACACCGGAUAGGCAUUUCCAGUGAAUUCAGCCGCGCUGGAAAACUUGUGCUGUGAUGUAAUACUUUUCAUUUCUUUUGUUUUACACUUUAUGUAACCAUCAUUAUGAGAUUUCAAUAGAUGAAUUCCAUAAACAUUAACUUUACAAAAAUGUACAUUCGCAACGAAAUAAAAUAACCCUUAAAAGACGUGAAACCGAAGAAACUUCUUGGUGUAUGCAGUGAAUGUAAAUUACUGCGCAUCAUGACGUCAGCCAACACAUCGCAAGAGCUUUUUGGUGAAAUGUACAAAAAUGCGCUUUUCUUUGUAUUUUUUUCUCAAAAAAAUGUUAUUCAAGGUGUGCUAGAAAAAUAUUAAUCAUGUGUUUCCGUUCCGGAUAGAAUAAUCCGACCCUCGGUACACUGCGUAGUCGGUAGCUCUGCAAGCUUUGUUACCUGGCAAUGCAAGUGCCCUCGGGUCGGAUUUUUCUAUCUGGAUCUGGAUCUGAACACAAAACAGAUAUUAUUAGUACGAGUAGAACAUCUAAUCAAAUCACAACUAGAAAGUACAUAGUGUGACUAGGAAACAGUAGUUAAAGGGAAACAUCCCUCCAAAAACAACAACCUAGCGUUGCUCUGUGAUGAUCCUAUUUGAUUGUGAAGUGCAUUUUUAAACUGGUGUCUGACUAUUCCAUUGUUUUACUGUAGCUGAAACAAUAGCUCUAACAAAUACUAAUGUUUAAAUGUUAUUAGAAAGAUUCUGUCAUAUAUUCUUGUUACAAGAACUGGUCAUAAGGACAUCCCCAUGACUAAGCUGUAUUUUCCCAUUAACUGUCUUCCACACAUGAGGCCAUAUAAAUUUAUUUUAUUACUAGAUAAAAAAGCUUAUCAGUAGUUUGAUUUUAACGUUUUUCAACAUAGAAAUUUCAAUUAAAGAUGCACUCUUACUCCCAUAUAAGCAGUAACACAAUUAAUACAAUUGAUUUGAUUUACCAAAAAGGACGAAUUAAUAUGGAAAACAAAGGUUCUUAUGAAUGAUACUUUGUUUUAUUUGAAAGUUAGGUGCAGAACACACAAUAUUUCUACCUUAUAAGACAAUAGUUCAUCACUAUAAAUAUUUUAGGACUCACAAGUCAUUUACUUAUUAAUAUUUUCCAUUAAUGCAUUAUUUAGUAAGUAGUUAAAGGUUUAUCAAUCAAAAUUUAUGUUUGCUACACAUGUGUAUGCAUUGAUUUAUUGAUUUUAAAUACGAGUGUCAAUUGAAGGCCUUACAAAGUUUGAAACUAGUCAGCAUCUUCAUUAAAUCUAGAAGGAAACUCAAUUCCAAGGAUAUUUCUCUUUAAAGCAUUUGAAAUUCUGAAGUUGAAUAUAUUUCUUCUAUUUGUAACACCUGAUACUAUACAAUGCAUGCUGAAUAUUACCUGUAAAAUUAUGUAAUAUAUAUACUUGUUUUAAGCAAUGCAUUUUUUGAUUGUUUAACAAAGAGCUCGCAUAUUUUGAAUACUUGUGGGUUUUUUUAAAUGUGUUCAUGAGAAAACUAGUUAUAAAGCUUGAAUUGAUAUUUAUAAAAAAAAAAAACAUUAUUCCUGUACAAGUCAAUUUUUGCUUGUCUGUUUUUGAAAGAUUAUUUUUCAAGGUAUCGUGAUAGUGUUGUUGAUGUUGUUGUUGUUGUAGUCAUCGUCAUGCAAUAACUUGAACCUGACCAAAUCCAAAUUACAUUCAAUAUAGAUAGACAUGUAUAUCUGGUCAAUAACUUUGGAUUUAAAUAUUAUCAGGUUAUGAUCCUUGUUUGACUGAAAUAACAACAACAACCUAGCGUCACUCUGUGAUGAUCUUAUUUGAGUAUUGUGAAGUGCAUUAUUUAACUGGGGUCAGACUUUUCCACUGUGUUACUGUAGCUGAAACUAUAACUCUUAAAAAAAUACUAAUGAUUAAUUUUAAUUAGAUAGAUUCUGUCAUAUAUAUUUUUACUUUUGUAAUUAAAUGCGGGUUUUUCCUUGUGGAAUCAUUCAUUAAAAAAUAGUCAUUAGUUAUUAUGAAUAAGUUAUUAAUUAAUAAAUUAACAUGUAUAAUAUUAAAAUAAUAAAACUAACUAAAUGAAAAUCUAUGUGUUGUUUUAUUGGUGUCAUUUAUAAAUUAAUAUCCAAGUUUAAUGAGUCAACAUACAUGACCGAGGGGCAUUCAUUAUAUUAUUAAAUGGAUUUGAAUAAAUCAGACAAACCAUACAAUAACUUAUUGUUUAUUAUGUAACAAAACGAAACAACACCAGCAAUGCGAUUGUCCAUAGCAAUGCAAUAUACAUAUAUAGUAAAGAGAUUAUCAGAGUGGCGUAAAUGGUCAUGUGGCUUGUGACGUAAAAUCCCGGCACCAGUUGAACAAGUUAUGCGUAUCGAAAGUGAAAAUUUUUCGCCGUGCAUACACGUACAGUAAAACAAACAGACGUCCCUGACUUGACACAUGUUUUGAAUGGGCAGAAAAACACCACGCGGUUUUCUGCCACAUGCAAGUCUGGGGACUGACACGGAAACUAGCUUGACACAUGACUGGCCAGUGAACCAGAGCACUGGCACCUGCAUGCAAGCGUACAUUUAUACACAUGACACAACAAGCUUGACACAUGUCUGGUCGGUGAACCAAAGCACCGGCACCUGCAUGCAAGCGUACUUACACAUAGACACGUUUAACACAUUUACAGCACGGCGUUACCUAACUAAUGCAAAUAAAUAAGAACUAAUUGGAAUGCAGUCCCAGCACCACGAGUAAGACAAUUGAGCCGAAGUUCCUUUACCCGCAGUUUGGGAGAGCAGACCUUGUAUAAUAAGUAUUGGUUAGAAAUCUGGCUAAAUUCAGUUUAAAAGAUUUGUUAUUCGCCUGCCGCCAGAAUUUUACGCCCACACGACUUAAAAGGACAAAAAAAAAGAAAAAAGAAAAAAAAGAAAAAAGAAAAGAGUACAUGUUCGUAGUUUAAAGCUUUAAAACACUGUUGUGUCUGCAUUGUUCCAACAAAAAGGCAUUGCCGUAUGCUCCCUAUGACCAUUGAUAAGUGGUUGGUUUGGCGACACACUGCACUAUCUUGGUAUGAUUGUUUCUGAAGACUGGUCCGGUGGUGUUCGGUGUGAGCUGGAACCCGAGUGGCUUGGGCCCCUAGUUAGGCAUAGCUUGCUCGCUGAUGUUGCUACGAGUGAUGUGCUGUCUCUCAGAACGCAAGCUGCCGAAAACUGCAAUUAUAAAGAACUCACCAGCAGCAUUUUGAAUGAAACGGCAUUAUGAAAGAUUAACAUGUACACACUAUUGAAGUGAUGUUUCAUACGGGUCAUUCAGAUUAUAUUAAUAUUUUAAUCGGGUGUGGUGGGUGGGUAAAUAAUAUUUUUUCGGUAUUUUUCCCACGUGUUACUCCUUCGAAGGUUAGCGAGAAAAGAACGUGCUGGGCUAGUCACGUGGUCAAGUAAUCGGAUGACCGGAGCGUUCCGCAUGUUGAUUUCCGGGCAACCACGUGUGUUUACCCGUAUCUAGGAAGUAUUUCCGAGAAAUCGUAGAUAAAAAGAGAAAACAAUUUAUUCCGUCUUAAUAAAUGAAAUUAUUUCCAUAUGUAAAUAAUUUUUAUUAUUAAAUGGAUUUGAAUAAAUCAGACAAACCAUACAAUAACUUAUUGUUUAUUAUGUAACAAAA
This is a messenger RNA of Mya arenaria, 6820 nucleotides long. RefSeq names its product protein O-mannosyl-transferase 2-like. The transcript has 20 exons. Bases 66 to 2384 code for a protein of 772 amino acids. Gene Ontology annotation, biological process: protein O-linked glycosylation via mannose. NCBI's taxonomy places the organism in Eukaryota, Metazoa, Mollusca, Bivalvia, Myida, Myidae. The record is from RefSeq and is a predicted model, not a curated record. Gene Ontology annotation, cellular component: endoplasmic reticulum; membrane. Gene Ontology annotation, molecular function: dolichyl-phosphate-mannose-protein mannosyltransferase activity.